Camelina sativa (false flax) is the source of this 377-nucleotide messenger RNA. NCBI's taxonomy places the organism in Eukaryota, Viridiplantae, Streptophyta, Magnoliopsida, Brassicales, Brassicaceae. The record is from RefSeq and is a predicted model, not a curated record.
AACCCAUAAUUUUUUUUUUUUUUUUUUUCAGUCGUGAUUCCUCCUGCAGCAGCGAGAAUCGGCUUUAAUUUUUUUUUUUCUCCCGAAACUAGAAAAUGGCUGAUGGUGAAGACAUUCAACCCCUUGUCUGUGACAAUGGAACUGGAAUGGUUAAGGCUGGUUUUGCUGGGGAUGAUGCACCAAGGGCUGUCUUUCCAAGUAUUGUGGGUCGUCCUCGCCACACUGGAGUGAUGGUUGGAAUGGGACAGAAGGAUGCAUAUGUUGGCGAUGAAGCUCAAUCCAAGCGUGGUAUUCUAACCCUCAAGUACCCAAUUGAGCAUGGUAUUGUCAACAACUGGGAUGACAUGGAAAAAAUCUGGCAUCAUACUUUCUACAAU